UUCCAGUAAAUAAAAGAGCACAAGCAACAAGUCUUUACAUCUACAGGCAAUGUCAAGGUGGUCAUAACGUCCAUCAAUAUAAUUGUGCUUAUUGUCAAUAUAUCUACGGUACUGGACAGGAGCAGGAUCAGCAACAAAAGUUAACUAGUUUGAAGAUUGAUAAAUGUAAUAAGUUGGAUUGUCUCACAAUUAAUUUUAAUAACACUUCUCUUAGCAAUUUGUUUGGCGAUAAUAAUUCUAAUUUUAAUAGG
Messenger RNA from Scutellospora calospora, 251 nucleotides. The record is from the annotation of a GenBank genome assembly. Lineage: Eukaryota; Fungi; Glomeromycota; Glomeromycetes; Diversisporales; Gigasporaceae.